CUUUUAAACCCUCGACUAGGGUUUAGAGACAAAAGCGAAGCGAGUGAAGUGAAGUGAGAACCACAGGGUGGCCGCUCUCUCAACCUUUCCCAUCCAAGGGUUUGCUCAGAGCAGAAAUCAAAAUCAAAGGAAAUGGCUUCGUCUGAUGAUGAACGAACCCCAGUGAAGGCUGUGGCGAAAGUGACAGAUACAGAGAAGAAGAAGAAGAAGCAUAGAGACAAAGACGAUGAUUUAGACAAAGACUUCAUGAUUAAGCCCCAGAGCUCGACUCCCUCCAUGGACACCUCCCAGUGGCCUAUCCUUCUCAAAAACUACGACCGCCUCAAUGUUCGAACUGGACACUACACCCCUCUUCCCUCCGGGUAUUCCCCACUUAAGCGCCCUCUUGCCGAGUACAUCCGAUAUGGUGUUAUCAAUCUUGACAAGCCUGCCAACCCCUCCUCGCACGAGGUUGUUGCUUGGAUUAAACGCAUCCUUCGUGUAGAGAAAACUGGCCACAGUGGUACUCUGGAUCCCAAGGUUACAGGUAAUCUCAUUGUCUGUAUUGACCGAGCUACGCGACUUGUGAAGUCCCAGCAGGGUGCGUAUGUCUGUGUUGCACGCUUGCAUUCGGCCGUGCAGGAUGUUGCCAAGGUGGCUCGGGCCCUUGAAGCCCUUACUGGGGCUGUCUUUCAGAGGCCACCUUUGAUAUCAGCAGUCAAGAGGCAGCUUAGGAUUAGGACUAUAUAUGAAAGCAAGCUACUUGAGUUUGACGCAGAUAAACAUUUGGUUGUUUUCUGGAUUUCAUGCGAGGCAGGAACCUAUGUGCGUACCCUGUGUGUGCAUUUGGGUCUGCUUCUUGGAGUGGGAGGGCAUAUGCAGGAGCUGAGGAGGGUCAGGUCUGGAAUUAUGGGUGAGAAAGACAACAUGGUUACCAUGCACGAUGUCAUGGAUGCUCAAUGGGUGUACGAUAAUCAUAGGGAUGAGAGUUAUUUGAGGAGGAUCAUCAUGCCUCUUGAGGUGCUGUUGACCAGUUAUAAGAGAUUGGUUGUCAAGGACUCAGCAGUGAAUGCCAUUUGCUAUGGUGCCAAGUUAAUGAUUCCAGGGCUGCUCAGGUUUGAGAAUGAUAUUGAGGUUGGAGAGGAAGUUGUGCUUAUGACUACCAAAGGAGAAGCAAUUGCAUUGGGAAUUGCUGAGAUGACCACUGCUGUGAUGGCAACUUGUGAUCAUGGUGUGGUGGCAAAGAUUAAGAGGGUGGUGAUGGAUCGGGAUACUUAUCCAAGGAAGUGGGGAUUGGGACCAAGGGCGUCCAUGAAGAAGAAGUUAAUUUCAGAAGGGAAAUUAGAUAAGCAUGGGAAGCCUACUGAGAGUACCCCUCAAGAAUGGAUGAGGAAUGUGAUUUUACCUACAGGUGGGGAUUCUAUUGUUGCAGGCACUGCUGCUGCGCUUGCCACUGAACCUGCUCCGGCAGAGAAGGAGACCACUCUUGUAGAGGAGAAGAAGGAGAAGAAAAAGAAGGACAAACACAAGGAUGAAGAGGAAUCUAAGGAGAGUCGUAAGCGCAAACUAGAGGAAAGGGCCGAGAGCCCUGUUCCUCUUCCUGCUAAGAAAAGCAAAGGUGAAGAAGUUGACAAGUCAGAAAAGAAAAAGAAGAAGAAAAAGGACAAAGAGAAUGGUGUUUUGGAGGCUUCAGAUGUGGAGAAGUCAGAGAAGAAGGUGAAGAAGGAACACAAAGAUAAAGUUGAAGCUGGUUCACCUGAAACCGAAAAGUCUGAGAAGAAAAAGAAGAAGAAAAACAAAGAGGCUGAGGAAAAUGGUGCUGCGACUCCCGCUGGCGCUGAUGACUUGAAGGGUGAUGGCGAGGCUGAUAAGAGUGAGAAAAAGAAGAAGAAGAAGAAAAAGGAUAAAGCAGAUGCAGAAGAGGAUUAGGGGAAGGAUUUAGGAUUAGGAACUUUAAAUGGCCGAACUUUUGAAUGUAUGCCUCCAUCUACAAUGAGAAUUUUCGUAUCUGACUUUGAAAUUUUCCUAUCUCAUAUAUGUAAGUUUUAAUGAACUUGUUUUUCCGCAGAACUAGUUUUUUUGUAGUUUAGCCCUCCUGUAUUGCAAGCUGUUUUCUUCUCUGUCUGAGUAAUUUCAAUUCAUAAUUUUUC
Molecule: messenger RNA, 2129 nt
Organism: Prunus mume (Japanese apricot)
Lineage: Eukaryota; Viridiplantae; Streptophyta; Magnoliopsida; Rosales; Rosaceae
Source: RefSeq, a predicted model, not a curated record